AUGGAUAAGCAGCCCGAGGAAGAAGGCGUCCCCGAGCCCGCGGACUCCGCAGGGGCAGGCGAGGCAGGCGAGGCAGGUGGGCCGCCCCAGGUCGCCGGCGCCCAGGAGGCGCGCCCCGAGGACCGCAUGACCCUGCUGCUCAGGUUGAGAGCACAAACAAAACAACAACUCUUAGAAUAUAAAUCGAUGGUUGAUACAAAUGAAGAAAAAACGCCAGAACAAAUCAUGCAAGACAAGGAAAUCGAAGCUAAAAUUGAAGACCUGGAAAAUGAAAUUGAAGAGGUAAAAAUUGCUUUUGAAAUGAAAAAUCUUGCAUUAGACAGGAUGCGGCUUUCAACUGUACUUAAAAAAAACCUGGAGAAAAUUAACAUCAAGACUAGGUAUGAUAUUUUUCCCCAAGAUUUGAACCUCAUUUUGGGAAGUAAAGUCAAUUGGGCAGAGGAUUCGGGAUUUAAGGAAACUGUUCUGCAACUUGAGAAGAAUCUCACCACGCUCUGA
Molecule: messenger RNA, 498 nt
Organism: Propithecus coquereli (Coquerel's sifaka)
Lineage: Eukaryota; Metazoa; Chordata; Mammalia; Primates; Indriidae
Gene: CENPH
Product: centromere protein H
Exons: 6
Coding region: 1-498 (165 amino acids)
Biological process (GO): chromosome segregation; mitotic spindle organization; kinetochore assembly
Cellular component (GO): kinetochore; nucleus
Molecular function (GO): kinetochore binding
Source: RefSeq, a predicted model, not a curated record